This is a messenger RNA of Aspergillus thermomutatus, 1284 nucleotides long. RefSeq lists its product as uncharacterized. Gene Ontology annotation, cellular component: fungal-type vacuole membrane. The record is from RefSeq and is a predicted model, not a curated record. Bases 1 to 1284 code for a protein of 427 amino acids. Lineage: Eukaryota; Fungi; Ascomycota; Eurotiomycetes; Eurotiales; Aspergillaceae. Gene Ontology annotation, biological process: transmembrane transport. The transcript has a single exon. Gene Ontology annotation, molecular function: transmembrane transporter activity.
AUGAUUGUCUGCGCCGGUUUCGCCGUCAUGUUCACCACUUGCGCUUUUAUCUUUGCCUUUGGCGUCUACCAGGCUCUGUACGAGGAGAUGGCCCAGGAAGCGCAGUCUCCUUUCGUAGGGCAAUCCACCGCUUUGAUUGACCUGAUUGGAACGCUAGCCAUAGCCCUCAUGUCUAUGGGGGGUCCUCUUGCCAUGUCCUGGGCCAAACUCUGGUCCCCUCAGGCAGUCAUCAUUGCCGGAGGCUGGGUUUUUGGUAUUGCGUAUAUUCUGGCGAGUUUCAGCCAACGUCUCUGGCAUUUUGCGUUGACCCAAGGCGUGCUGCUGGGCAUCGGGACCUGCAUGGCAUAUGUACCCACCAUGUCUGUCGCCCCGACAUGGUUUGAUCAGCGUCGUGGGUUGGCCAUGGGGAUCAUCAUCUCCGGUAGUGGCGUGGGAGGCAUGGUGUGGCCCCCUGCUUUACGUGCCAUGAUCACCCACCUGGGUUUCCGAAAUGCAUUGAGGAUCUCGGGUUGCAUCUCGCUCACUCUGGUGUCAGCAGCAGGGUACAUCCUCCGGUGGGAACCCAAGUUCGAGGAGCAGCUUCGUGUACAAAACCAGAGUCUCAACCGACAAUGGGGAUGGAUCAAAGUGCCCUUGGUCAACUGGCGCGUGGCACGUUCUCGACGCUUUAUCGCGCAGGCCUUGGGCUGCUUUCUUCAGUCUGCUGGUUAUUCGACUCCCUUGUUCUUCUAUGCCGCCUAUGCGAGGACGCUGGGCUACAGUGCUGCCACUGCGGACAACUUUAUCACGGUCAGCAACGCCUCGAACUUUGUCUCAAGGAUCUUGAUCGGAUACGGCGCCGACAAGUUCGGGCGACUCAACGCGUUGGCCUUUACUACUCUGGUCAGUACUGUCGCCGUCUUUGCGUUCUGGCUGCCCUCGAUGUUUCAGCAGUCGACCGAGUCGGCAUCCAGUGCCGAUGGCUUAUUUAUUGUCUUUACCAUUCUCUAUGGAGCUUUCGCUAGCGCAUACAUCUCGCUGUUCCCGGCAUCUUUGAUCGAACUGUUCGGCGUGCAGCACUUUACCAGCGUCAACGGGGUCUUGUACCUCAUUCGAGGGAUGGGGGCGUUGAUCGGGACGCCGUUGACUGGAAUGCUGAUCCCUCAGUCUACCGCGUUGGUCUCUUCGAUCGUCUACGAACGCGCGGGGAUCGUCUGCGGGGUUCUCCUUUUCGCAGCCACACUGGCCUGCUUUUGGGUGAGAAUUGAAGCAACUCUGGGCGAGUCCGGAAGGUGGAAGGCUUGA